UGGCGGUAGCUGCUCAAAAGUUCCAUUCUCUGUUGGAAAAAGGAAGUACAACACGGAAGUAGACCGUCUGUGUUUUUGAGAGAAGAAACAUUGUAACGGGUAGUGUGAGAGUUGAAACUGUCCUCGUACCUUGUUUACAGCAGAUACCAGUCCGUAAAUUACUCAAAUAUAUUUCUGAUAUUUCUGUGAAGAUUACAGUGUACGAGGUUUCCAGUAUAGACAGUCUUCCUCAGAGCAUAAGAAAAGCCGCUGUGUUUGUAUUAAUGGAAGAGGCGAGAGUGAGACGCGUCUCUGAAAUGAAAGAAGAGAUGGAUAUCUGCGCAUCCUCCGCGUCUCUCCUUGAGGAAGAACUCGCCUCUGCUAUCGAGCCUGCAGUGAAAGCGGCUGUGCUGAGCGUCAUGUCUGCGUUAGCAAAGUUCGUGGACAGUAAAUGUGCAGUUUUCAAUCUCAGACUGGACCAAAGAGACCAAGAAUUCGAAAGCGUGAGAUUGCGAUUGGAAAUAGCGGAGAGCGAGUUGAAAGCAAUCCGAGACGGAGAAUACACGAACACUGGCGAUAAGAACUUCACCCAGUCUUUCACAAACACCAAUGAACAAUACUGCGGGGUUGACAUUGAUGUCAUUCACGUCCCCGAGCUGCAGCAGGAAGAGCACAGAUUGGUCCACACGAGGACAGCGGAAUGGAGACACACAGUGGAAGGUCCUGCAGAGAGAAAUGCUCUCCCUCAUGCUGAGGAAGGGUCGAAAGCAGAAUCAGUUCCCAUUCAAGAGGAGCUCUUUGACCAGGAAUGGUGCAGGAGUCCAGAGCAGGCUACAGAGCUGACAUCUAUUGAAGGGGAGGAGGAGACACCUGCACUAGAUCCUGUCCACAUUAAUGAAGAGAUCCCUGGAAUUGAACCGGUCAUCAUUAAAGAGGAGGUUCUUGAACUUGAAUUUGACCCCAGUGAAGAGGGGGGUUCUGACCACUUUGAAAAACUGCAGCAAAUUCACAUCUGUACUGUGUGUGGGGAGAGUUAUACUAAGUUAAGUGACCUGACUUUACACCAGCGUAUUCACACAGGAGGGAAGCCGUAUCUGUGCACAGAAUGUGGGGUGACGUAUUCUGACUUAAAUAACUUGAUGAAACACUUGCAAAUUCACUCCAGAGACAAACUAUACCAAUGCAGCGAAUGUGGGAAGAGUUUCAUUACAAAAGAUGAGCUAAAAAGACACCAUCGAAUUCACACAGGAGAAAGACCGUACUGCUGCACUGAGUGUAGAAAGAGAUUCAAUACCUCUACAGAUCUGAAAAGACACCGUCGCAUUCACACAGGAGAGAAGCCGUAUUCCUGCACUCGGUGUGGCAAAAGUUUCACACAGUUACAACACCUUAAAACACACCUGCGGAUUCACACAGGAGAGAACCCGUACUGCUGUGGUCAAUGUGGCAAGAGUUUCAAACAGUCUCAACACCUUAAAACACACCAGCGAACUCACUCAGGAAAGAAAUAGGGUUGCAGAAAACCCUGUGAGCUCAUUUUAUCAAUACUCAAAAGGCUGUUUUAAGAGGAUCCAUGUAAGAUAAUUUCUUGAAGAAGGCAUUUAAGACACUUUCGUGACAGCUUCAGAUAGGAUUGCUAUUAAUUUGUACAUGUGUUCUCUUUAAACAAAACCCAUUACACACAAUUAAAAAUUAGAAAAAAAGAUGCAAACACCCACAACACGAGAUGUAGAAUUCAACAUAGCAGCAGACAUUGUCAUCCUAACUGUAAACUGCACUCCAGGAAGAUGUGAAAUGGGUAAGGAGCAACAGGGUGAGAAUUAGCAGCGACCUGGAGAGACCCAAUAGAUUUACACCUGUUAUUGGUCAAAAAGAUUAUUUUUCAUUUAAAAAUAUUUAAUAAAUGGUGUUUAAAAGGGAAAGUUAAAAGGAAACCUCGGUGUUGAAAGGUGUGAAUAUAAAUAACAUUGUGUGUGUUAAGAAAGUGAGCCGCUCGGCGCAGCUCAGUCCCACUCCCCCUGAGCAGCUCAAAGCUGCAGAGCAGAUUCCAUUGGUGACCCGAGUGAGGGGAAGAAUUCUCUCAGAUGCUCACUUACAGGCCUUAAGGGAGCAAGAGGUUUCUGGGGUGUGUGUGUCUUUUUUUGUAUUCAUGGUGAAUGAUAGCUGGAAUAUACUCUAUCAGGAGUCAUCAUUUAUUGUGAUGGGAUGUGUUUGUCUGUUUCACUUUUUAAAAUACUGUGUGCAACAGCUAACCUUGUAAAGCAUCAGAAAUGAAGGCUUUUCGGUUUGAGUGUUAUCUCUCUUUUUGCUACAGGCCUGUCAGAACUCUAUUUUCUAGUGUGUAUUAGAAGCAAAUCCAGUAAGUCAUGUGCUGCAGUUAAUUGUGAAAGAGUUAAUUAAUUAUUUCCAUGAUGGCUACAAAGUAAAAAAAAAAAAAAAGCCAACAGUAAAAUAUGUAAAAUUCCUAUAAAACUUAUCCAUUUAAAAAAUAUAUUUUAGUUUUCAGAUUUAUUUUUAAUUUGAAGUGACCAAUUAUUAUGUUUUUUUUUUUCUGUGGGAAAUGGGGCACAUUAGAAUCAGCUUAGUUACAGGUGCAGCCAGGGACACCAUCGCCAGACUUCCCUUUACCACAAACUCCUCCUGAACCACCACAUCUACAGCUUGUGUUUCACUGAAAAAAAAUAACUAAACCCUUAGUCAUAUGUGAUGCCAGCGGUCAAGGCCAGCCUUAGGCUGUGCAGGGCUCUAGGCGGUGAUGAUUAAAUGCGGGUUCCAGAACAUUAAGUGAAUGCUACAGUAGCAACCGUGUCUUAAAAUGAGUAUAUAGGUGCAUCAUGUAAUCAUACGCACCUACAUAUACUAACGUUAAGAUGCAGUAAAUAAUACUAAUGAUAUUGAAAUGUUAAUGAAUACUUUCCGUUCGUUUGUUAGACUUUUAUAUAAUUCACAACUUUAAAGCACUCAGAAUUCCAGUCGUCAAACAUAUAACGUAUUUACUUUUUUUU
Acipenser ruthenus (sterlet) is the source of this 2984-nucleotide messenger RNA. RefSeq names its product zinc finger protein 813-like. Lineage: Eukaryota; Metazoa; Chordata; Actinopteri; Acipenseriformes; Acipenseridae. Gene Ontology annotation, biological process: regulation of transcription by RNA polymerase II. The record is from RefSeq and is a predicted model, not a curated record. The coding region runs from base 264 to 1490 and encodes 408 amino acids. The transcript is spliced from 2 exons. Gene Ontology annotation, molecular function: DNA-binding transcription factor activity, RNA polymerase II-specific; RNA polymerase II cis-regulatory region sequence-specific DNA binding. Gene Ontology annotation, cellular component: PcG protein complex; transcription regulator complex.